CCCAGAACGGCGCAGGCGCAGUGGGUGGCGGCGGCCGUUGGGAUUCAAAGCAGGGAAGGAGAAACCGGUCGGACCGGGAGACGAUGGCGGCGGCGGCUUUCCAGCGCUCGUUCGAUCCCGAGGACCACGAGCUGGACAAGGGAUUCCGGCUGACGGCUCUCUCCGAUCUGAAAGGAUGAGGCUGCAAGGUCCCGCAGGAGGUGCUGCUCAAACUCCUGCAGGGACUCGAGCCGGAGCCGCAGCCCGACACCGGGGCUGGCGGCGACGACGACAACAGCCAGUUCCUGGGCACCGUCAUGCCGCGGAUCGGGAUCGGGAUGGAUUCCUGCGUGAUCCCACUGCGGCAUGGCGGUCUCUCCCUUGUACAGACCACAGACUUCUUCUACCCGCUGGUCGAUGACCCCUACAUGAUGGGCCGUAUCGCCUGCGCCAAUGUCCUGAGCGAUCUCUACGCCAUGGGCAUCACGGAGUGCGACAACAUGCUGAUGCUGCUGAGUGUGAGCCAGAAAAUGACAGAGAAGGAGCGGGACAAGGUGGUGCCCCUGAUGAUCCGGGGCUUCAAGGACGCGGCGGAGGAGGGCGGCACCUCGGUGACCGGCGGGCAGACGGUGGUGAAUCCGUGGAUCAUCAUUGGCGGGGUGGCCACCGUGGUGUGCCAACCCAACGAGUUCAUCAUGCCCGACAACGCGGUUCCGGGUGACGUGCUGGUGCUGACGAAGCCUCUGGGGACGCAGGUCGCCGUGAACAGCCACCAGUGGUUGGAGAACCCCGAGAAAUGGAACAAGAUCAAGCUGGUGGUCUCCCAGGAGGACGUGGAGCUGGCCUAUCAGGAAGCCAUGUUCAACAUGGCCCGGCUUAACAGAACAGCCGCUGGACUGAUGCACACGUUCAACGCGCAUGCGGCCACGGACAUCACUGGCUUCGGCAUCCUGGGCCACGCGCAAAACCUGGCCAAGCAGCAACGCAAUGAGGUCUCCUUUGUCAUCCACAACCUCCCCAUCAUCGCCAAGAUGGCGGCCAUCAGCAAGGCUUGCGGCAACAUGUUCGGCCUCCUCCACGGCACGUCAGCGGAGACUUCUGGCGGCCUGCUGAUCUGCCUGCCCCGGGAACAGGCGGCUCGCUUCUGCGCCGAGAUCAAGUCGCCCAAGUACGGCGAGGGCCACCAGGCCUGGAUCAUCGGCAUCGUGGAGAAGGGCAACCGGGCAGCGCGCAUCAUCGACAAGCCCAGGAUCAUCGAAGUGGCACCCCGUGGCGCUGCCUCGCCCCAGGACAACAAUGCCAGCGCCAGCCCUGAGACCCCCUCGUAAGGGGGGGCGGUGGGAGGGAGUGGGCGGUGACCUGCAGGGUGAGGCCCUGUCCCUCAUGGUUGCACCUCCCUCUGCCCUUCCCUUUGACACUCAGAUCCCUCCUACUGCCUGAAAUUUUUAUUUUAAAACCAUUGGCCUUUCCUCCUCAAAGCAACUGAAUGCCAGAGCAAGGGUUUCCCCUUUGUGAGCCUUCCUUUUACCCUGUUGUUUCUAUUUCCCUUUGUUUUCUGUAUUGUAAGACCCCACACACUUUCCCCUCCCCCAGGGGCUCAAAGGGGGGGCCAGCCAGCUGAGAGAGAGUGGAGUGUAGCAGAGAUCCACACAGCCACCAUAGCGUGCAUCUCCUGUGUUCACAAUUACCCCCCCGAGGAUCUUCCUUCAGUUAUGUGCGGAGAGGGCGUGUCAGGGACGGAGAGCCCAAAUUACCUCAAGCCUCAGACUCGGCUCCUCCUCGCCGGGCCGUGAGCGAGUUUGGGGGACAGAGAGGGGUUGAAUGUGUUUUCACGAGUGUGGGAAGCUGGGCUUUGUGUUCACUUAAAAGAGCAAGUCGCUCUGCAGCCCCUUCCUUCUGGGGUCUAGGUUUGGACAUUGGGCUCCCCUCCUUCCUUGUGUUAGUAGUGCUGGGGAUUAUCUGAGCCCACCCCCUCCCUGUCCUUCAGACAGCCAUACCUCUCUUCCCUGCCUCCUCCCGCAGACACCUGAGGUGACUCUCCAGCAAAGGGGGAGAAGUUGUCUCUCCCUCCCCACUACCCUCGGUAUAACUGGGGACAGGGUCCAGCUCUGGGAUCCUGGGUUUUAAAGCAAAAGAGACUGACGCCCUCUUUUUCUUUUCUCGGCCUCGUUUACCCCACACCCCACCCAACCCCACCCAACCCCACCCCACCCCGCCUUCCCCAAGCCAAGUAACUACAUCGGUGAUCCCCUUCAAUAGGCUGACAGUGAUUUAACCGUAGAGUGCAGAGUUAAUUAUGUGUAGGUGUGAAUUUGAAAUCAGGGUUUUCUGAUAAUUGUACAGGGUUCUGUUGUUCAAAAGAAAAAUACCCCACCAAUCAGUUUGCUGCAGUGUGCGUUUUCCCUUCCCUCCAAACCCCCCACAUCGUCGCCUUCUGCAGCAUAGGCGCUCCCUGCUUCCUUUCCACACCCACCCCCCCCACACCCCACCCGCCACCCCUCGUUCCUUGCCCUUGAUUGAGCAGCAGGGGCAGGGGGUGAGGGAAGGGCGGGAGGGAGAUGGGCGGGAGAGGGAUCGCCUGCCGUUGACCCGCAGCUCCGUUGGACGCCAGCCAAGCCCCUCUGCGAAUGAAGCCGACCCCCGCAAAGCCCGCCUGGUGACAGGGGGCUGGGAGGAUGGCCGACACGGCGAGCCGAGAGGGGUGGGGUACGUCCAGGCCUGCGCAUCAACGGCCAUGGGUACUUGCCCUACUACUGUCAAUCAAAGUAACGGACCAAUAAAUGAA
Molecule: messenger RNA, 2764 nt
Organism: Mobula hypostoma (lesser devil ray)
Lineage: Eukaryota; Metazoa; Chordata; Chondrichthyes; Myliobatiformes; Myliobatidae
Product: selenide, water dikinase 1-like
Exons: 8
Coding region: 297-1307 (336 amino acids)
Biological process (GO): L-selenocysteine biosynthetic process
Cellular component (GO): cytoplasm
Molecular function (GO): ATP binding; selenide, water dikinase activity
Source: RefSeq, a predicted model, not a curated record